Molecule: messenger RNA, 4688 nt
Organism: Crotalus tigris (Tiger rattlesnake)
Lineage: Eukaryota; Metazoa; Chordata; Lepidosauria; Squamata; Viperidae
Product: probable peptidyl-tRNA hydrolase 2
Exons: 6
Coding region: 46-621 (191 amino acids)
Cellular component (GO): cytosol; mitochondrion
Molecular function (GO): peptidyl-tRNA hydrolase activity; protein binding
Source: RefSeq, a predicted model, not a curated record
AGAGAAGUGGCCAAUAGGUGGGCAGAGCGCCGGCAGCUGUAAGGAAUGGAGUCGCAAUCGCCCGAUUCGGACGCGAGCGUCGAUGAGUCUCUCUUUGCUCUCUUGCUCGAUCUGGGGAUUCCGGAGGCUGCAGCGCGGAGGGCUCUGGCGCUCACCGGUGGUCAUUCUGCUGAAGCAGCGGCGCAGCUUUACUUCAGCAGCGGUCUCGAUUCCCAGGAUGAAGAUGAGGCACAGGGCAGCGAUGUCAAUCUUCUCCCAAGCAGACACCACAAGAUGGUCUUUGUGGUAAACAUGGAACUCUCCAUGGGAACUGGAAAGAUCGCUGCUCAGGUGGGACAUGCAGCCAUUGGCUUGUUCCAGCUGGUGCAUGAAAAGCCAAGUCAGAGGGACAUGAUCAACCAGUGGGAUGAGCAUGGUGCAAAGAAAGUUGUGCUUCAGGGAGUCAACACAGACCAGUUGCUGGAACUGCACGCGCUUGCCCUGAGUCUAGAAUUGCCAACCUACCUAGUGCAAGAUGCCGGAAGGACACAGGUCUCAGCUGGGUCGCAGACAGUCCUUGCUAUCAUGGGAGAAGAAGAGCUGGUGAAUCAGGUGACUGGGCAGCUAAAACUGCUGAACUGAGAUGUUGUGCAAUUGGGCUGUCUGUGGGAUCCCUGGAGAGCCUAAGCCAUCUCCUCCUCUGCCAACAACUCAAGAAACCACCGGAGCAGAACAGAAGCCCCAAGUGACAGCUCUCCUUUGUAAGAGGAGCUUCCUUCUAGACAAAGGAAGUGAUAGUUCUCCUGAUCCAGAUUUCUAGUGGACUCUCGAGUGGGUCUGUGUGAGGGUCUGACCCCUUGUUCUUCACCAUUUAUAAGCAGGCUGCUCUCUCUGUACAAGUAAUGCUUAGGCAUUUUCCCCAUUUAGUUAAGGGGAAACUGCAAGGAUCAUCCAAGGUUGCCUUGCCCUCCUGAUGCCCUUCAGAUCUAUUCACAUAAUCCAUUAACCCCAGACAAGUGUGGUCAACCCCCAUCUUCCCCAAGUGAGAAAGUGCUGGUUACUCUAGUAUAAAUUCUCACACCGUUUGGCUAUCUUGUGCCAAGAGUAUCUAUCACACUUUUUUUUUUCUGUGAUGUGAAAAGGAACAAAAAGCGUUGCACUCCUUGAGAGCUUCAUCCGACUUAACCUGCUAGGACUUCUCUUCAAUGGAGGCAAAGGCUAUGGUUGUUCCUGUUUAGAAGGCUGUUAACUUCUCUGUUUAGCUAGUGUAUAUUGUAAUUGGUGGUGUCUGUAUCUUAUUUUUAACUUCCACAAGUGGGCUGUGUCUUGCUUUAUGAUUUGUGUCAGUUUCUAAGUGGCUUUGAAAAACUGGAUUUUCAAAGCAACACUAAUCCUAUUCAGACAUUUCCCUUAAUAGCUGAAUUAAAAUUGCAGUAAUAGUCAUUGUGAAAAAAAUGUUCAGCAACACGAAGGUCUAGAUUUUCCCAUCUUAAAACAGCUUUUUAAUGUUUGCGUCUUUGUUCUCAAAAUAUUAAGAACAAGAAAAAGCCAAGAUUAUAUAGCAGAUCUGUGACAGUGUCUUUUUCUAUAUCUUUGUUAACGUGGUAACAUUAUGUUCUGGGCUUUUUCAGUGCUGGUCCAAUAAUUCCUUUCUUUGCCAGUACUAAUUUUUACAUAGACCCCAAGAGUGGUAAUUCUAGAUUUAUGUGACUGACACUAGGAAUAAAACUAGUGUGAACUGUUCUGUCAUAGUUACAAGAUUUUCUCUCUGGCAGAGCUCUUGUAGCUUUUAAGUACCGGGCAAUUUGAAAUUUAAUACUUGCCAUUCCCCACCCCCCGGUUUGUAGAAAACUAAGGGAAUUUUUGUGUUUGUUAACUCCCCCAGCUAUUACUGUCAAUACAGGCUAUGCAUUUUGUGAUUGAUGCCUUGCACUCUUAUAGUGCAUGCUGAUGAAAUAGUUGUGUGCAGAUGGUAAAAUCUGUGCAAUUUGCUGUACAAAUAAGAACGCCUCUAAAUCCAAGCUCCACUUGAAUAGCUUUUAACUAUAAAGUAGCAUAAGUGAUUUGAUGAUGGAUUAGUCACAGCCCCAAGCACACCGGGGCAUUGAUCAAUUGGCAUCAACUUGCAAUCAGAUCAUUUUGAAGGCCAGACCAUCUGUUGCUUACAGGAAUAGCACCAUCGAGAGCUAGCACAAAUAUCCCAUUUGGAUAAGGCUGUUGUUUUUUUUUCUGCCUUCGCACUUGUCCUUCAAACCACACCAUGGUUCUGUGACUUGGCCCACUACCCUGGCCUUUUUUGAGUAAUAUGGAGCCUGAAGCUCUUGAAGAAGAGGAUGAUUCCCCUUUUCUUUCCUCCAAUAGCAAUGUUUGUUAGGCAGUCACUCUUAACCUUGCCACUGAAGUCAAAAGUAUUUUGCCACACAACGACACACAUUACUGGCAGGAGCCCAUAUUGCAGACCAACAGGGAAGACAAAAAAAGCUGCCAGUAGGUUAAGAGCCUCUUGAAAUAAAGCAUGAUGUUUAUGGCUGAAUCAUAAACCCCCUGAUGGUCUGGAGUGACUUGUAAGAGCAGUCCUGCUGGUAGGCAUGCAAUUUAUUAAGUUUAUGUAGCUACAAAAGUAAAGAAACAAAUUGCCUCGGCUAUUUAAGGCCCAGACGAAGCUGGGAAAAGAGGUGGCAUAUCUUCUUUGCUUUGCCUUUUGUGUUUCAGAGCAUCAACUGGUUCAGGAAAGUGCAAAUAAGCUGCCAGUUAGAAGAAUGUAACAACUGUGCAAAGAGUGAGGAAAAAUCUGUAACAUUUACUCCAAUCUAAGAUUUGUCUAGUAAUCCAUUCAUACUUCAUAUUUUCUUACUAGCCAAUGCUAUGAGCGAUUGUGGAAUCUGAUGUUUGUGAGAGGGAAUCCCACUUAGAUCAGUACAGUUCACCUCCAUGCACACUCAAGUAGAACUGUGAUGAUUGUUGUUACAAACUAGUCCUUCUCUCCCCAUUGUUUCACCGCCUCUUCCUGCAAGAGGCUGAAUUUAAUCCUGCCCCCUUAACAUCAGGGUGGUGCAUAGCGAGGUCCCCAAUCUUUUGGGCACCGGGACGGGUUCCACGGAGAGUUUUUCCAUGGACUGGAGGGUGUGUGGUUUUGUGUGCUGCCUGCAUGCCGCACAUGGGGCUUUGCUUCCUUGUGCAGACCGGUUGCUGGCAUGCCACAGCCUGGUACUGGUCCACAGCCCAGGGAUUGGGGACCCCUGGUGUAUAGGAACAGCACUAUUCAAGCAAUCUCCCUUUAUAUUAGUAAUAUAAACAUUGUAGCUGUAGCUGUUACGAUUUGGUGAUUGCUAACAGAGGUGACAUUUCACCCAUUGUAUGGGAUUGCACUAGAUACAGCUGAGCAGUAGGUAAUGUGUGGCAAAGGAAAUUGAAGGCUACCCAUCAGAUUGAUGGGUAAAUCAGGUCACAAUGUGCCCUCUGAAUAUAUUUCUCACUAUACUUGCAGAAUGCUUUUGCUGGAGCCUUCAAUCUUUAGCCCUUACCCAAAUUCAGCAAAGUGCGGCAUAAAUAAUGUGGAAUGUGCGAGAGCUUCCAGAAGUUACUGUUGCACAACUGCAAAUAUUAGAACUGGUUUUAAAAAAAAAAUGCCUGUCAAGACUUGAUGGAUGGCAUAUUGUCUUGAAAGCUACCAAACAGAUGUGUGGUGCACUUAGGCAAAGUGAUUACAGUGGAUUCUCAAGGUGUGAACUUUAUUCACUGCAGUAAUAAUUGCAUUUGCCAUAUGUAUUUAACCAGAUCAAUAGUGGUCUCAACAUACUGUAUAAUCCUGCAAAUCCAGGUCUUUCCUGGUUACAAGGCCAAAAUCCCACUCUAUAUUCGAGGCUUAACAUUCCUCAUCAGCUGGACCUGGAAGAGAGGAUUCUUUGAAAUUACAGUAUGGAAACUGGCAUCUUGAACAGCCUGAAAAAUAAUUAUGCUGGUAAUAUUUUGUCUUUUUCUAUUUCCCUGCCUCCCCAUGGGCUCGGUUCAUACAGCACAUUAAAUUAAUGGAGCUAAGAUCACUUUAGCCGGUUAUAUGAACCAAGCCACCAUAUUAAACUACAAUUUGCUCAGUGUAUUGUUUGAACAAGGCAUGUGAACACAGCGAUUAUAUCUUGUUAAUCAAGGUCUAGGAUGUUAUCUGAACCCAGCCUUGAUUUCUUUGGAUGUCGGCCACAAGAUAAACAAGUUAUUCACUGGUAGUGCUAGACAGGAUAAGGUAUGUUAUGUGCACACACCCAAAAACCAGUUUUCCCUUUUAAGCCAAGUAUAGGCUGAAAAGUUGCUUAUUUUUGCCUUGGGAGGUUAGAUCUUUUAACAUAUUUUUGGCAUUAAUUUUCAGAUUGAUUGAUUUAGUGACAGGAAGAUGCUCAUAUUGCCUUGGACUAUGCAUCUAAGCCAAUCAGCAUUAAAAAAAAGAGGGUAUAUAAUAGUGGAGAGAUAGGCCUGCCCAAGGGCAUUACUGCAUGAUUUAAGUGGCAUCUCACCCCCCAGACCAAGGCAAGGGCAUCCAGUAGCAGAUUCUGGGGAAGAGCUGAGUGCCCUGAAUUGUACCCCAUGUAUCCAAUGGGCUUAGCAUGCUGGUGCUUUUUAUUUACGGCAAUCUUUGACUCGCCUACUCAAUAGACUAUAGAAGAAUGGUCAUAAAAAACCUGAGGCAUCAUGCUUGAUGUUAACAGUAGAAACUA